GUGCUUGUUUCAGAUGCUAAGUCGGACGUUACGCUUCUUCAGAUUCUCGUAGACUAGAACGUAGUAUUUCGAUCUAACCUAGUCUUAAAUAAAAUAUAGUACAAAGCUAUCGAACUUAGCGCCUCGCGAUAACUUAUUUUCAAACGCUUAACAUAGGUAAAACGGUUUGCCAAAUCGCCUCUAUUUUCUGUAAUAUAUUACAAGAUAGUGUUUAUCGAGGAGCGUCCGUAGUUUUAUAGACGAAAACAAUGCCAGGGGUUCUCAUAAAGCAUCGAUAUCUGGGUGGUUGUGAUUUUUGGUGGGUAGCGUAGGCGGGCGUAGUCAUAAUGUGUGAAGAUAAGGAGGAGAUGCGGAGCGAGGCGGCGCGCGCGGCCAGCCCUCGGCGGCUCUGCUGGCAGCGCCGCCCGCCGCAGCCGCUGCCGGACACGCGCGGCCUCUGCUGCGCCAAGCUGCUUCGCAAGAACGGCAAGCCGAAGAAGGUGUUGCUGUUCCCGGAGGAGGGUUGGGCCCGCAGCGCCUCCUCGUCGUACUGGACGCUGCAGCCCUGCUGGUGGCGCAAGAGCCGGUGCAAGGUCGUCGAGGUCGCCGGCACGAGAAGGCACAGCACACACGCGCGGAUGGUGGUGAGCGGCGGGAACGCCGUGCACGUCGUCGGCACCUUCAAACACCUCGGCACCGACGCCGACUUCAAGUUAUACUUAACGACGAACGUGACGCAGGCGGACUUCAACAUGGGCUACACCAUGACGGGGACGCUGGAGCGCGGCUGCCGCUCCACCAACUCCUUCCAGAUGACGCACUUCGCCGUGCUGCGGCGCUGCGACCACGACGCACAUCAUCUCAAGAACUCAUAAACGACAACACAACAUAUAUGUACUAGGAAAAUCACACAAUUACAGUGCCGCACUUUGGCG
Messenger RNA from Cydia fagiglandana, 914 nucleotides. RefSeq lists its product as uncharacterized. The coding region runs from base 327 to 854 and encodes 175 amino acids. NCBI's taxonomy places the organism in Eukaryota, Metazoa, Arthropoda, Insecta, Lepidoptera, Tortricidae. The record is from RefSeq and is a predicted model, not a curated record. The transcript has 4 exons.